Messenger RNA from Rhinichthys klamathensis goyatoka, 2130 nucleotides. RefSeq names its product Yes1 associated transcriptional regulator (gene yap1). Gene Ontology annotation, cellular component: cytoplasm; nucleus. The record is from RefSeq and is a predicted model, not a curated record. NCBI's taxonomy places the organism in Eukaryota, Metazoa, Chordata, Actinopteri, Cypriniformes, Leuciscidae. Bases 401 to 1723 code for a protein of 440 amino acids. Gene Ontology annotation, biological process: hippo signaling; positive regulation of transcription by RNA polymerase II. Gene Ontology annotation, molecular function: protein binding; transcription coactivator activity; transcription corepressor activity. The transcript is spliced from 8 exons.
CAGAAGUUGAGAGAAGAAGAAAAAAAGUUAGCUAGGUUAGUGAGAGGGCUGUGAUUUUCAAAGCGCAGGACAGUCACUACCAAUGUCUGCGUUAGAAGAGCCGUAAACUUUUAGGGAAGUCACACGAACAGCGCUGUUAAAGAGUUCAGACACUUUAUAAAAAGUUUAAAGGAUAAAGUUCAGUAGAUAUGCUUGUUUCCACAUAUAUUGGGGUGUUUUUGGGAAGAAGAAAAACACUGCGUUGCCUACUUUUUUUCGCAAGGCUUGGAUAAUUAAUAAAGUGGACGGACAGAAAACGGCUGUUUGGAUCUAACUUUUCGGCGUUUUAUGGUUGCAGUCAACUUUCCUGUUUACACUAUUUCAGUCGGAUAGAAAGCAGAGCUCUAUUUUAUUUGGAGUCAUGGAUCCGAGCCAGCACAACCCUCCUGUCGGCCAUCAGAUCGUCCAUGUUCGGGGAGACUCCGAGACCGAUCUGGAGGCUCUUUUUAACGCUGUGAUGAACCCGAAAAACACCAUCGUCCCCCCUUCCGUGCCGAUGAGGAUGAGAAAGCUGCCAGACUCAUUCUUCAAGCCGCCAGAGCCAAAGUCCCACUCCAGACAAGCCAGCACAGAUGCAGGUACUGCUGGCACCCUCACGCCCCAGCACGUCAGGGCACACUCCUCGCCGGCCUCCCUGCAGAUGGGUGCCAUUUCCCCAGGCACGCUGAGCAGCAUGGGUCCUGCCCCACCUCAGCACCUCCGCCAGUCCUCGUACGAGAUACCCGAUGAUGUGCCGCUGCCCCCAGGUUGGGAGAUGGCCAAGACCCCUUCGGGACAGAGAUACUUCUUAAACCAUCAUGACCAGACGACCACCUGGCAGGACCCGCGCAAGGCCCUCCUUCAGAUGAACCAGGCCGCCCCGCCUAGCCCAGUGCCUGUCCAGCAACAGAACAUCAUGAACCCUGCCUCAGGACCUCUUCCUGAAGGCUGGGAGCAAGCUAUUACCUCAGAAGGAGAGAUCUACUACAUCAAUCACAAAAACAAAACCACCUCUUGGCUGGACCCACGACUCGACCCGCGUUACGCUAUGAACCAGCAGCGAAUUUCCCAGAGUGCUCCAGUGAAGCAAGGCUCCCAGUUGCCCUCCAGCCCGCAGAGUGGAGUAAUGGGUGGAAACAACCAGAUCAGACUGCAGCAGAUCCAGAUGGAGAAAGAGAGACUGAGGAUCAAACAAGAGCUCCUCCGCCAGAGACCCCAGGAGCUCGCCCUGAGAAACCAGCUUCCAACCAGCAUGGAGCAGGAUGGCGGCACUCAAAACCCCGUGUCCUCGCCCGGCAUGGGCCAAGACGCCCGUAACAUGACCACCAACAGCUCUGACCCUUUCUUGAACAGUGGGACGUAUCACUCCCGGGACGAGAGCACAGACAGUGGCCUGAGCAUGAGCAGUUACAGCGUCCCUCGCACUCCAGACGACUUCCUCAACAGUGUGGACGAGAUGGAGACAGGCGACACCCUCGGCCCCAGCUCCAUGGCGACGCAGCCCAGCCGUUUUCCCGACUACCUAGACGCCAUCCCGGGUACAGAUGUGGACCUGGGCACCCUGGAGGGGGAGAGCAUGGCGGUGGAGGGCGAGGAGCUGAUGCCCAGCCUGCAGGAGGCCUUGAGCUCCGACAUACUCAAUGACAUGGAGUCUGUGCUGGCAGCGACCAAGAUCGACAAGGAGAACUUUCUAACCUGGCUAUAGAGCGCCUGAAUACUACGCCUUCUCUUCCAACAUGCUGAACUGCUGCCUAAUCCAAUCUGUGAAGGAUGCGUAGAUGCUUUGAGUUGAGAAAAGAAAAGACAUUUCACCCUCUUUGGACAGUUUUUCUCUCCCUAUCUUCCAUUCACUACGUUCGGCCGAAUUGGUUUUAAAAGCUGAGGUAUUUUAACCGUUGGUCCUUUUGUGCUUCUUUUUUCUCAUGUCUUUUUUUCAUGUCUGCAUCCUCAAGGCUGGCCCAUGAACAGACAAGUAUUCACACGUACCCGAUUCUCUUCCACGGCUGUACUGUAUGAUCAGCGUGCGAGUAUGUGAGUUUGUGUUUCCCCUCAUGAACUCCUCGCUGGGCGAACAGGGCCGAUGGGCUCGGGUGUUCCUCGAGAGUGAGCGAU